UGGUAAAUAAUUGUUUUUUAAGUAAAGUGCUGUGUGCGUUGUCAUUAACAAUCAUCAGAAAAAAGUCGGAUACGGAUAAUGGGUUUCAAUGUUGUAUAUCACUAUCUGGAUGAGGACAAAAUACAGAAGGAGUUUCUUAUUGUUUUGGACCUCUGGAUAAGAAAGGAAGAGACAAAAAAAGUGCUAUGUGACGACAAAGGUAAUCCUCUUUACCACGACAAUGGUGAGGUGAAGGAGGCGGUAUUCAACAGUUAUGUCUUCAAAUGGCCGACUACCUCUGGCCCUUGGUCUAAUACGAAAUUGAGGGAACUCUACCGAAAAAAGGAGAUCCCGGACUCUACAUGGGAAGAAUAUAAUUGUUGCUUUGUGAAGAGAAAAGAAACUUAUGCAACUGCUGAGAAGAUACUUCGGGCCUGCCAGGAAGCAGAGCGUAAAGGGGAAAGCAUUGCUGAGGCUGCCAAAUCUGCUGACGACGAACCACCGCCAAAGGAGACAAGGAAAUUUCGAGCCCUAAGAGCCGAGGAAGCAUCAAGGAAAGUAGCAUGGCCUCCAAGAAGGAAGAGGCGUUCUGGUCCCAGCCUUUGUAGAGUUGAGGACCUUCAUAGCCCUACCAUUUCAGACUCAGAGGAUGGCAGCCCUCCCCAUCACAAGGGUACCGACUUAGAGUCCGAUGAUGACUUGGACGAUAGUGUCCUUCAAUCCAAUCAGAAUGCCCUUACCUCCCUACAACAAUCCCUCAACAACACCAACUCUACACCUAGUGCUUCCCCACUGCUACCUCCGCCAUCAACCCCACUCGCCUCCACCCCCAAAAGAAGGAAGAUGAAGGAUGAGGAUGAAAUCCUAAGGAAACUGUAUCCAGGUGUAGACUUGGACAAGCCUAUAACAGGAAGGGAUUUUCUGAAAUGCCAUCGCAUCUUAAUGAAGGCUGUUCUACAGUUGAAGGGAACAUACUCUUCCCAACCAUUGUGUGAGAAUGAGGUUUCCGGCGGAACUUCCGAGGAAGCAGAUGAUAUUUUGCGACAGUGGCCUGUAAUGGACAAAGAUGCCUUCACUACUCUGGAGGCAGCCCUGUUCUCUAGACGGGAGGAAGAAGUGCAGUUGGAGGGAUCCGGAUCCUCCAAGAAAGGGAAAUAUAAAUCCAUGGUAUGUGAUUGUCUCCGUUCUCCCAACUACGUGUUACAAGUAAAAAUUCUUCUCAUGUUACAGUUGAAGGCCAUCAUUGCAGAAGAAAAGUUUAUUCACAAAAACGUGGAGGGAAUGAUUCCCAAGUUGUUGAAGGCGAUGUUUUCAGUUCAGGUACAACCUCACUUCGUGUUCAGCAGUAAGAGUACUACCAAGAAUCCAGAUACUAUUCGCUUCGAAGUGACUGAAUCAUACAUGGUGGUCAAAGAUGUUGUUCUACUAAAACAUCCCAGCGCCGACAUUCUCACUAUAAGAGAGAAAAUAAAAACUUGGUGGGAUCAUAAAAGCGACAGAACUAAGGGGAUUGCAAAGAAUGAUUGA
Messenger RNA from Folsomia candida, 1506 nucleotides. RefSeq lists its product as uncharacterized. NCBI's taxonomy places the organism in Eukaryota, Metazoa, Arthropoda, Collembola, Entomobryomorpha, Isotomidae. The coding region runs from base 79 to 1506 and encodes 475 amino acids. The transcript is spliced from 4 exons. The record is from RefSeq and is a predicted model, not a curated record.